AUGACAUGGAAGGAAAGUCUGAGAAAAAGUUUUUGCCUAUUUGCAAAUAGUCAACAACUCUUGGACUUUGUGAAUGUUGAAAUCACCAAAGAAUCUCGUUUCGGGCAUAAAACGGAAAAAAGGACAACCAUUUCAUUUUGUGAUGUGUUGAGGAGGUUUUUUUGCCUUCAUUUCGCUUCGUUAUCGGAGAUCCCAAAUCGCCCAACAACUGAAAUGAACCUUCUGGUGAGAUUUUAA
Messenger RNA from Clunio marinus, 237 nucleotides. The record is from the annotation of a GenBank genome assembly. Lineage: Eukaryota; Metazoa; Arthropoda; Insecta; Diptera; Chironomidae.